Messenger RNA from Microdochium trichocladiopsis, 1263 nucleotides. RefSeq lists its product as uncharacterized. Lineage: Eukaryota; Fungi; Ascomycota; Sordariomycetes; Xylariales; Microdochiaceae. The record is from RefSeq and is a predicted model, not a curated record. The transcript has 3 exons. Gene Ontology annotation, molecular function: nucleotide binding; oxidoreductase activity. The coding region runs from base 1 to 1263 and encodes 420 amino acids. Gene Ontology annotation, biological process: NADPH regeneration. Gene Ontology annotation, cellular component: cytoplasm.
AUGGCGUCUUCGGAACCUCUCAGCGUGCUGAUGGUCGGCACCGGCGAGUACACCACCGGCUUCGUCGGCGGUGGCAUGUCCGGCUCCGACAAGAAGGUGGGCGUCGUCGGCUUGACGCUUUUCGACCUAAGGAGGCGAGGCAAGGUCGGCAAGCUGAGCAUGGUUGGAACCACUGGCUCAAAGUUCCCCGCCAUCAGACAGCACCUGGAGACCAACAUCACCCAGGUCUACAACAACCUCGACACCUCUUUCGAGUCGUACCCGGCCAACGACGCGCGGGAUCCCGAGGCAUACAAGGCCGCCAUCGACGCCCUGAAGCCCGGCGAUGCGAUCACCAUCUUCACCCCGGACCCCACGCACUUCCCCAUUGCGCUGUAUGCCAUUGAGCGCGGGAUCCACGUCAUGAUCACCAAGCCGGCGGUCAAGACGCUCGAGCACCACCUCGCGCUGGUGGAGGCCGCCCGCAAGCACAACGUGUUUGUGUACAUUGAGCACCACAAGCGCUUCGACCCCGCAUAUGCCGACGCCAAGUACAAGGCGCAGAAGCUCGGCGACUUCAACUACUUCUACAGCUACAUGUCGCAGCCAAAGUCGCAACUCGAGACGUUCAAGGCGUGGGCCGGCGUCGAGUCGGACAUUUCGUACUACCUCAACAGCCACCACGUCGACAUCUGCGACUCGAUGGUGUCGCAGCUCGACUUCGUCCCCGUCAAGGUCUCUGGUUCCUCGGCCAAGGGCAUCGCCACGGGCCUGGGCUGCCACGAGUCGACCGAGGACACCAUCACCGUCAUGGUGACCUGGCAGAAGAGGAGCGACCCGAGCAAGAUUGCCACGGGCGUGUACACGGCGUCGUGGACGGCGCCCCAGAAGGCUGGUGUCCACUCGAACCAGUACUUCCACUACAUGGCCGAGAAGGGCGAGGUGCGCAUCAACCAGGCCAAGCGCGGCUACGACGUUGCCGACGACUCGGCCGGCCAGCUCAUGUGGUACAACCCGUUCUACAUGAAGUAUGCGCCCGACGAGGAGGGCAACUUUGCUGGCCAGGGCGGCUACGGAUACGUGUCCUUUGAGAAGUUCAUCGACGGCUGCGCCGGCGUCAACUCUGGCAAGCUGAAGCCAGAGGACCUCGACGCGAGAGGCCUGCCCACCCUCAAGAACACAAUCGCCACCACGGCCAUCCUGGAGGCCGGCCGGAGAGCCAUCGACGAGAACCGGGAGAUCAAGAUCGAGAUCUCCGGCGACGGUGUGUGGAAGUUGGUGUAG